Messenger RNA from Misgurnus anguillicaudatus (oriental weatherfish), 1244 nucleotides. It is a transcript of the gene tmed1b, whose product is annotated as transmembrane p24 trafficking protein 1b. Lineage: Eukaryota; Metazoa; Chordata; Actinopteri; Cypriniformes; Cobitidae. The record is from RefSeq and is a predicted model, not a curated record.
GACACUCGGUGCACUUUGAUUGGAGGAGGAGAGAGCGACAGCAAGAGUCGAUCUGCAGAUGCGGAACAGAUCCGUCGAUGGACGGAGAGUUUGAAACGUAUUUUCCUGCAGGAGUUUACGGAUAGCUUAUUCUGUGUCACCUCAGCGUAAAAGAUGUGUACGUCACUGGUCGCGUGUUUCGCGACGUUUAUCGCGGCCGUUCACGCGUUCAGUCCGAAUAUCGACAGCGAGUUCACGUUUGUUCUGCCCGCGGCGAGCAGAGAGUGUUUCUAUCAGAGCACUGUCAAAAACGGAAGCAUGGAGGUCGAGUAUCAGGUGAUUGCUGGAGCAGGUAUGGAUGUUGAUUUCUCCAUCACAUCUCCUCAGAGGAUCCAUUUGGUCUCAGAGUAUCGCCGAUCUGAUGGAGUCCACAUGGUGGAGCCAACAGAGGAAGGAGACUACCAGAUCUGCUUUGACAACACCUUCAGUAGGUUCUCUGAGAAGAUGGUCUUCUUCGAGGUCAUCCUGGACAGCCCAGCCAAUGAUGCUGCAGCGGACGAUGAAUGGGCGGGGCUUGGAGAGUCCGAGAACAUAUUGGAAUACAAACUGGAGGACAUACGAGAGUCCAUAGAGUCGGUUCACCGGCGAUUGGAACGUAGUCGUCAAAUGCAGACGUUCCUGCGGGCAUUUGAGGCACGUGACAGAAACCUGCUGGAGGACAACUUGUGGCGGGUCUCCUUCUGGUCCUGUGUCAACCUGAUGGUCAUGUUGAGCGUGGCGCUGACUCAGGUCUACACAGUUCGACGUCUGUUUGACGACAAAAGGAGAGUGUGCUCGUAAACACCCGCCAACGACUCGAUGCCUGGUCAGAUACGCACGACUGUAGGCGCACUUGAGAGAGAAAAACAGAUUUGGAUAUUCAGAGAGAACUCAGUGCCUUUACUUUUUGGUUUUGCUGUAUGGCUUGUUCCUCUGUGUGGAUUCUCAUUGGACACUGGAGGUCAUUACAGCUAUAUGACACCUAAUGAGAUUCAAGUGAACUGUAGUGGUAAAAUAAAAACUAUGCUUUAACCGUUUGUUAGCACAGAUGAAAGUGAUAGAUUUUUUUUAAGUUAUACAUUUGCUUUGGGAGAUUUGUAGUUUUUCAGUUUCAGAGAUGAAUGUGAUGUGUUCAAAUAACAAAGGGAAUAUUCUGUACAGCUGUUUGCUUUUGUAAAGACUUUUACACAGUGAAACAAAUAAAAUUGAUCAUAUAUUUUUAUGUA